This is a messenger RNA of Drosophila busckii, 524 nucleotides long. It is a transcript of the gene MED10, whose product is annotated as mediator of RNA polymerase II transcription subunit 10. The record is from RefSeq and is a predicted model, not a curated record. Gene Ontology annotation, biological process: positive regulation of transcription by RNA polymerase II. Gene Ontology annotation, cellular component: chromatin; mediator complex. Gene Ontology annotation, molecular function: transcription coregulator activity. NCBI's taxonomy places the organism in Eukaryota, Metazoa, Arthropoda, Insecta, Diptera, Drosophilidae. The transcript has 2 exons. The coding region runs from base 65 to 466 and encodes 133 amino acids.
AACAGCUGCGACGCAUACAACAAGCAAAAAGGAAAUUAAAGAAAAUUGUGUAAAAUUCGCCAAUAUGACGUCGCCACUGGAAAGUCUGGAGACGCAAUUGGAAAUGUUUAUAGAGAAUGUGCGGCAAAUACGCAUUAUAGUGAGCGAUUUCCAGCCGCAAGGCCAAAACGUCUUGAAUCAGAAAAUCAAUAGCUUGGUAACGGGUCUGCAGGAAAUAGACAAGUUGCGGCCUUUGGUGCAGGAUGUGUAUGUGCCCUUUGAGGUGUUCUUUGACUACAUUGACCAGGACAAGAACCCACAGUUGUAUACAAAGGACUGCGUGGAAAAGGCGCUGGCCAAGAAUGAGGAGGUGAAGGGUAAAAUCGAAAGCUUAAAGAAAUUUAAAUCCAACCUGUUGCUGGAACUGUUCAAGACUUUUCCCACAGAAAUGAACAAUUAUCGCGCCUAUCGCAAAGACUUGAUCUAAGCCUAGUUUGGGAAAAUUCAUAAUUUUAAAAGCAAUAAUAACUUCAAAAUAUAUAUAC